CCAGGUCGUCUGCUGUUUAAGGGCGCAGAGAAGGACAUUAUUGGUUCGGGGUCCGCACUCUCAGUGCUAGGUAGGGCGGAUGGGCCCUUAUUAAACUAAGAACACACACUUAUUUAAAAAGCGCGCAGACGGAUUAAGCCAUUAACAAUCAUGUCAAUAGGCUUUAUUUUGAUAGCAGGAUUCACACUGUAUCUCAAUCUAUGGUACAUUAAUGGUGAUAUAUGUAAAUUAGAGAAGACAUGUACAGAGACUUGCUAUCGAAUCUCACGUUAUUAUGAAAAGUGUGGAGUUUUUGGGUGGGCCCGAUGCAGUAAGUACAGACGUGUGUCAUACAUUUGUGCGAAAUCCUGCGAAGAAGAGGUCUGUUGUACCGGCUACACUGGGGAUGACUGCAAUACUCCAAUAUGUUUUAAUUCGACAACCUGUGCGAACUGGGGAACAUGCGUUAGUCCCGACAAUUGUACAUGCAUCAAAGGGUAUUCAGAACCGGCAUGUGACGAUAUUGACGAAUGUGGAAGUGACCAACAUAUGUGUAAACAUAUAUGUGUUAACACAAUAGGAACAUAUAAAUGCGCGUGUAAUGCUGGAUACAUGUUACAGACAGACCUUCUAUCAUGUUCAGAUGUUGAUGAAUGCAUGAUAGACAAUGGAAGAUGUAAUCAAGGUUGUGUUAACACUGAAGGUUCGUACAUCUGUGUUUGUAAUGAAGGAUACCAUCUGAGUGCAGACGGAUUGACUUGUACAGACGAAAAUGAGUGUGUCAACAGUACGCAUGACUGUGAGCAUGGUUGUACAAAUACUCCGGGCUCCUUUGAGUGUUAUUGCCACACUGGAUAUGACCUUGAUACUGAUGGAAAGUCAUGUAUUGACGUAGACGAGUGUGUUUUAAGAACGGCUGAAUGUGCUCAACAAUGUGUAAACACAGAAGGAUCUUACAUAUGUAGUUGUGAUACAGGGUAUAUGCUACAACCAGACAGAAUAACGUGUACUGAUGUGGACGAAUGUUUGGUCAACAAUGGAGGAUGCGACACAGACUGCACCAAUCAGCCUGGAGGAUAUUACUGCUCGUGUGGAGAUGGUUACGGUCUAAUAAAUGAACAUGAAUGUGGAGAUAUUGAUGAAUGCAAGAACGCAAUCCUGUGUGACCAAACCUGCACAAACACGGUCGGUUCGUUCUUUUGUACUUGUCAGGAAGGUUAUAUCCUUGGAACUGAUGGAAAAAGUUGUGAAAACGUAGAUGACUGCGCCGGUGUAAGCUGCCAAAAUAAUGCAACUUGUAUUGAUAAGGUGUUGUCAUUCACAUGCGCUUGUUCCCGGGGAUACACGGGAGUGUUUUGCGAACAAGAUGUAAAUGAGUGUUCCAUGCUCAAUGGUGGUUGUUCUGACAUCUGUGAAAACACAUUUGCCUCAUUUAUAUGUAGUUGUAAGGAGAACAGAACUCUUGGAACUGAUAAACGCACGUGUGAAGGCGAUGUUCCUAACAUAGACGUGUUCGAACGGCUUCGAAUUCCUAGGAAGCUAUUACCAGUAGGAUGCUUUUCGUUUGUUGUAUCCAAUACGCAAAGAUUAAUUUCGACACUCCCAUGGUUCUGCCACAAUAAGGAUCCAUCUAUUUGCUUUACAAGUGGAAUAGUACAUAUUGAAAUUAAAAAAAGAUUGCAUCCUGUAUCUAUCCAAGGAGUAAAAAUUACGAACAAAAACUUGAAGUCUAUUUCAGUGAAUGGUUACAAAAAGUCACAAGGAUCCGUAAUUGAACAAGAGAGAGAAUGCAAAGAAAUUGUUCUAUCACCCAUUGACAUCCAACAGUUUAUAAAGGAAGGGUCGUUUAUACGCAAUUUUUUCACACUUUUAAGAGGUAGCUUUCCAAGUUGGUUAAGUUUAUCUCCUGUUCAGCCCUAUACCUUAUCUAUACCAGAUAUGAAGUCAGAGGUAAAAAUAGGUGGUCAAAUAUCGGAUAUAGAGUGGUGCUCCAAAGCUCCAGUUAUGCAUGACAGGAUGUACCUUAUUUUCCGAUUCACAACCGCAUUCAAAUUAGAAAUUUAUAACAAAAGCGUUUUUCUACCAGAAGCCACAAAUGGGGAAAGAUUUUGCGUUGUAGCCGAUAUAAGUCAGUACUCUAAUGGGACAGUUUUCAUAUUGAUUCCGAAACGUGUAAGCGAAACAGUUGGUCCCCUGACGGAAUAUCUGAAAACAUCGCAAAAUGUAAGAGGAUUAGGUGUAAGUUUGGAUGCGGCAAUUAACGUCGAUUAUUCCUCGCUCAAAUUUUGGAACGGAUACGAUAAAUUCACACCAUCUCUUCCAAGUCCGAGGUUAUGGGUUGGUUCACAUACUGUUCUUCCCCUGUUCAUCAUUGAAUUUGAAGGCAAUGGAAACUAUUUCAAAUCAACAAGCAAUCUUGAGACGGUAUUUGGCUCCGUUGAUCCUUACAGUAGCCUAUCCACCCUCCAUAUCACAGUUGCUCCAACAUUCGAAAUACGUGUUCUAGGCAAGUCAUAUAAUGAAACGUUAGCCGAAACGAUAUCACUAGACCUAGAUAUAUACAAGAAUAUGGAAGGUGUAAGUCAUUGUGAUGAAAAUGAUGUUCCAGAUGGUAUUUACACUGCUUUGAAACUAACGAUAAACCCUUUAAAGAAUGUCCCGAUUAUAAGACAUUGGAGUCCAUAUCAAGAUCCGCUUGCGGGAGCCUUUGUUCUGGUAGGAUGUCAGUUGACUGAACCUUUCCCUGUUGACUUCUCGCAAGACAUUCAGGACUUAAACAAAACAUUAAGCAAUCUCUUUGCGUACGAGAAGGUACUUACAGAAUUCAGUAACAUGUCUUCACGACUUUUUGAUAAACUUAAAUCCUUCCAAUCCCUUAUUCAGCGAUACAAUAACAAUUCUUUAGACGAAAAAGCUCAACGAAAUUUUCCUCAAAAUGCAUGGAUUUCAUUUACUGAAGUACAAAAUCAAGCCACACAAUUAGGCGACUUACUUGAAUUUACGGUUUCGAUAACAACUGACAAUUUCCUAUCAUUCUUAGAUGACCAAAUAAUCAAAAUCAAAAUGAUCUUAGAUAAAAUGGUUUUUCUAACGAAAUCAGCUCCCAGAUGCAACUCUUUAGGAUUUAAGUUCGAAGCAGAAGUCUCAUUUAACGUAACCAAUAAGAAACUCGAUAUAGGCUAUUUCAAUGUUGAAAUCAUAUAUUCGGAAGAACCAUUAAAAUGCAGUAGGUUUGAUGCAGUCUCUAAACUACUAGCCGACCAGCCAUCCAUAAGAGUCAUUGGCCAAGCUACUACAUCUCUGGCUAUUGGAGUGUUUUUAGAUAUAAAUAUUGGUGGUGGAAUAGGAAUGGUAAUGUCACGUGAUAUAAACAAGGCAGUAUUGCAAGUAAACGUUAUCCUGAAGAUUUUGGGAGUACAUUAUACUGUUGACAUAUUCUAUACCUUUGAAAAAGUUUAUGCAUAUUAUGAAGUAAACAUUUGGAACCUGUUUUUCGCUCAUAUUGACGUUGAAAUUCAUUAUGAAACGUAUGGCUUUAAAUGUUUUGAGUCAAUGGACGUUUGA
Molecule: messenger RNA, 3543 nt
Organism: Ruditapes philippinarum (Manila clam)
Lineage: Eukaryota; Metazoa; Mollusca; Bivalvia; Venerida; Veneridae
Exons: 16
Coding region: 151-3543 (1130 amino acids)
Molecular function (GO): calcium ion binding
Source: RefSeq, a predicted model, not a curated record